Molecule: messenger RNA, 1042 nt
Organism: Physella acuta
Lineage: Eukaryota; Metazoa; Mollusca; Gastropoda; Physidae
Product: transcription initiation factor TFIID subunit 8
Biological process (GO): transcription initiation at RNA polymerase II promoter
Cellular component (GO): transcription factor TFIID complex
Molecular function (GO): protein heterodimerization activity
Source: RefSeq, a predicted model, not a curated record
AAUAUUAUAAUAAUAUUAUUAUUAAUAUUAUUAUGAACACAUUUUGGUAAUCUAUCGUUUUAGGUAGAUCUAGAUCUACGUAAAAUCAGCCGAUACUAGAUCUAGUAAUGUGAAAAAAGAGUUUUUUUGAACAGAAAGAUUAGAGAUGGGUUCAGAAAAUGUUAAUAAUAUGCCUUCAUCAAGUCCAUGGAGAAGGGCUUUAAAAACCUCUGUUGCUGCACUCCUGGUAGAAUGUGGGUAUCAGUGUGCUGAAAAUUUAGCUUUGGAGACACUUAUAGAGAUGACUCAAGCAUACAUUUGGGAAGCUGGGCGAAGCUCAAGUGCAUUUGCUGAACUAGCAGGCCGGACACAUGUUAUGCCAAGUGAUGUUGUUUUAGCCCUUGUUGAAAUGGGUCUUGACUUUACAGCCAUUCCAGCACAUGCAAAACGUGAAAAUAAAACUGUUUAUCUUCCUCCUGUACCUGCGCAAGCACCUGCACCCUCAAAAAUUCUGCAAGUUGGUGAGAAGAGAAAACAUCCCAUACACAUACCAGAACAUUUACCCUCUUUUCCAGAUCCUCAUACCUACAUUAAAACACCAUGCUUUAAGCAACCUGCUAAUGAAUACCAGCUGGUUAGGGAGAAGGCUGCAUCUCAAAAGCGUGAUGUUGAAGUAGCUCUGACACGUUUUAUUGCAAAAACUGGAGCAACACACUCUUUGUUCAAAGAUGAUAAAUCUGCUUUUCCAUUAAUUGCUUGUAAGCCAUCACCGUUGCCCUAUUUGUCUGCUUUGUUGCCUAUGGAUAGCGAAACUUCAUCUCAGGAGAACUCAGAUCAAGAAACAAAUCCUACAUUGCACCAAACCAACCAUAAUGAUGCUAGUAACGAUGCUAACAUAGAUGUGCCAUCUGAAAAUGAGACAAUUGACAAUCCUUAUCUCAUGCCUGCUAAACUUGCCAAAAAGAAAUGGAGAUAGUAUUGGAAUACAAGUACAAAACUAAUCCACUGAUAAUCGUUUGAUUUUUUUUAUGACCAUGCUCGUUUCUACAUUUUAAUAUCAUUC